This is a messenger RNA of Verticillium dahliae VdLs.17, 2250 nucleotides long. RefSeq lists its product as uncharacterized. NCBI's taxonomy places the organism in Eukaryota, Fungi, Ascomycota, Sordariomycetes, Glomerellales, Plectosphaerellaceae. The record is from RefSeq and is a predicted model, not a curated record. The coding region runs from base 1 to 2250 and encodes 749 amino acids. The transcript is spliced from 2 exons.
AUGGAAGCCGCGGCGACAAAGGUCCAUAACUUGGCCAAGAGCGCAUUACCCAAACAACCCUAUCAUCUCGCCAAAUCCAUCGACCAGCGCUAUCGCGUGCCGCCCGAUAAGCUGGAGCUCUACGAAGAAAAGGAGGUCCGCGCCCUGCAGUACAUGACGCUGCUGGCCGAUGUCGACCGCGGCCUGCUGCUGACGCGACCAUACUACGACAUGCGCGAGGAGCCGUCCAACGCCCACGCGGCGCGAGAUCCUGUCGUCAAGACAGACAGGAAGGUGACCAAGUUGUCGCUGAGCGACUACAAGAAUAAACAAAAGAGGGCCUCGCCGUCCCCGCCCGAUUCUGCUUCGGCUGCGAGGGCGCCUGAGGCUCGGAGAGACCCCAGCGACGGGAGUAGAGCGCCCCGCGCGGGCGAGCCGACGAGAGAUGGCAGAGGAGCGAGGCCGCCGAACGGGGCCCAUGAGGAAAGGUCUCACAAACUUGACGCGAGAGGGCAUUCAAGCCAGGACACGACGACGUCCCCCGAAAAACGAAGACGACAGCAGGAAGCAGAAGCGCUUGCGCGAUUGCCUAAGAAGCCGCCAAUCGAUGCGAAUGCGCCCUUGGAAGAUCGCUCGCGAACGCCACGAGACGACAACCCAAGGCGGAAGGAGCCACAGUCGUCGCAAGACAGGACAGCGUCGAGGGACCCGAAGAUCGGCACACCAUCGACACUCCCGAAUGGUAGGGCCAUUCUCAAAUCAACAAUCGGCUCGCAGCACAGCUCGACUCCCUCGGGUCGGCCAAGAGGCGACUCUCUCAACGGCCAGCGCUCCAGUUCAAGUACGAUGAACAGGACAUCGUUGAGCAAGCGUGAUGCGCCACCAAGCAAGUCCACUGUUCCGCCAUUACUAUCACCUCUGCACUUUCCCAUGGAGGAGGCAGAUUCACAACCAACCGAGAGGAGGAGGAGAGACGGCAUCGACGAUCCCCUACGAUCGGUCCAACAAAAGCCGACGAGGACGGCACCGCCGGCUCCAGUCCUGUCCAAGAAAGAAAGAUCGCCACAAAAGAUACCGGCGCUCCUAUCACCGACGCUGCCGCCAGCUCUCGAGGAGGAAUUGGCUCGUUUUAAGGAUACGCCAACAGCAACAAAAGCAGCACGACUGCCUGACCCAGCCGUCAACAGCAAGUCCAAUAAGCUGCUUAGGAGAGCAGACGACGAUGACGAAGAACAAAUAAGAGUCAGCACCAAGGACAAGGAAAGGAACAGAGACAGGGAUAGGGACAGAAAUGGACAGGAGCGCUUCAUAGUGACGCUGAAGUGCGGCCGUAAGCACUCUAAAACACUGAAGCGCAUCCUGGCCCUUCCACCCUCGAAGAAGGAGCGGCCUCGAUCGGCCAGUCUCGAGGCGGCACCGAUCAUCGCUAGGAAACGACCGGCUAGCAGCGUGGAGGAUGUUCGAGACUCGAUCGCCGUCAAGAGGCCGCGGACGUCAGACAUGGCGAGCUCAUCCAGAUUGGUGACGCCGUCAACGCCGGCAAAGACGGCCACGGCCAUGUCCCGAGGCGCGUCGAACAACUCGCAAGGAAACACUCCGGGCGAAAUGAACAGCGUCACGCCGGGAGACCGGCCACCGACGAGGCAGGAGCCGAGGGAGCCCGUCAACCCAGCAACGAUACGCAAGCUGCGGGACCGCUACGAGCGGUACAAGGACCUCGGCGGCAGGCUCAAGCACAGACGCGAUGCGAUGAAGUCGAACCGCGACCGCGCCCCCUCCGAGUCGGAUCAAAAGCUCAGCAUCGCCCUGUGUCUGGAGAGCGCCAUGGCCUACAUGGUCUCCUUCCGCGCCGUCUUCGACUCGCGCCGCCUCGAGAACAAGGCCCAGGACCCCAAUACCUGGGACACGAUCCUGCCGCUGCUCGGCACCCUGCAGCGCGACGUCGGCGACGGUCGCCACCGCGUCCUCGACGCACUCCACCUCCAGCUCAAGGGUGUCAUCCUCGAGGAGCUCAUCAAGUGCUACUGGUCGCUCGACCCAGCCUCCAGCGCCGUCCGCCUCAUGCACUUUGAGCGUCUGCGCGCCAACAUAUGGAAGAGCGCCUACGACGCCGUCGAGCGCGUCGACGACCCCCACAUGCGAUGUAACCUUGGGCCCUGGACGAGCGCCGAGGAGGCCAUCGCGCUGGGCCUGAGGACGGUCCGCCGGUGGGCAGCGGACGAGGGCGUCGACUGGCGGCCGGAGCUCAGCCCGCAGACGAACGGGCUGUAG